CCGGCGCAGCGGCUCCGGGGCGUCGGGUGACGCCGGGCGGACGAGGCGUCACGUGACACGGAAGUGACUCCGAACAGGAAGAGGACGAAAAAAAUAACCGUCCGCAACACCGAGCCGAACCCGACCCGCAGCUAUCAUGAACAGCAAAGGUCAAUAUCCAACACAGCCGACCUACCCUGUGCAGCCUCCUGGGAAUCCAGUGUACCCUCAGGCCCUGCAUCUUCCUCAGGCGCCGCCCUAUACUGAUGCUCCACCUGCCUACUCAGAGCUCUACCGUCCCAGCUUUGUGCACCCAGGGGCUGCCACCGUGCCCACCAUGUCAGCUGCAUUUCCUGGCGCCUCACUGUACCUUCCCAUGCCCCAGUCUGUGGCUGUCGGUCCUUUAGGGUCUACAAUCCCCAUGGCUUACUAUCCAGUUGGUCCCAUCUACCCACCUGCCUCCGCCCCCUGGAUGUCCUCCCAAUGCUGCUCAGCUUGCCGUCAUGCAGGGAGCCAAUGUCCUUGUCACUCAGCGGAAGGGAAAUUUCUUCAUGGGAGGCUCCGAUGGUGGCUACACCAUCUGGUGAAGAACCGAGGCCACCUCCGUGCCGGGAAAGACAUCACAUACCUUCAGCACUUCUCACAAUGUAACUGCUUUAGUCAUAUUAACCUGAAGUUGCAGUUUAGACACAUGUUGUUGGGGUGUCUUUCUGGUGCCCAAACUUUCAGGCACUUUUCAAACUUAAUAAGGAACCAUGUAAUGGUAGCAGUACCUCCCUAAAGCAUUUUGAGGUCGGGGAGGUGUCCAUUCAUAAAAUGAAUGUGGGCAAAACCGCCCUAAGGAUCUUCCUUUAAUCCCUCUGGAGUAAUACUGUACCAUACUGGUCGUUGCUUUUAGUAAUAAAACAUCAAAUUAGGUUUGGAGGGAACUUUGAUCUUCCUAAGAAUUAAAGUUGCCAAAUUACUCUGAUUGGUCUUUAAUAUCUUUAAGUCUUUGAUUUAUAUUACACGUUAAAAGGAACUGCAUUAGUUGUCUCUGCCUCCCCCCUUCCAUCCUUGGCCCAGUUUCCCUGUCACCGCCCUCGUUUACUCCCCGUCACCAAUCUCCAUUGAAUCAAUGGUGCAGGACAGUAAGCCAGUCAGACUAAUUCCCUUCCCUCCUCGCCCUUCCCCACGUUUGCCAUCUUUUAAAUAGUUUUUCACAAGGAUCCUCUGAAACCCCAUCUGUGCCCCAAGUGCAUAUCGCACUCCCUUCCCCUUGUUUUUGCGUCUCCUCAGGCAAAAGUGGAGGGUGCUUUUGGGACCCUCCUCUCGGGUUGUCUCUCCACACACGAACCAAACCCAAAUUUGCUUUGGUGCCAGCAAAACUGAGCUUUGCUUGAACAGAGGCUAUUGAUGCGAACUGUACUAUAAGCAACAGUUUGUGAAAUGGGGGGGCAGGAAGGAGAAGGCAUUUCAGAAGCCUGAUGACUUUAGAGCCAAAUUAAGGGGAGUUUUCAGAUCGAACCUUGGUCACCAUUUCUUGUCAGUGUCCGAUGCAGCCGCUCACAGCUCCCAAGAAUUCCUAAGCUUAGGUGCCUCACCGCAAGAUGAGAGGCCAGUGAGAUCUCAUUAGGGUUAAGAAUAUUUCAGGGAUCCUCUUAAUAUUUUGAUUUUUGUUUUCUAAAAUUGGAUUUUUAUUUUAUCUUAUACUUCUAGUUCAUCUAAAUUUUGUGUUCUGUACAUGUGAUGUUUGACUUGUACCAUUGACUGUUAUGGAAGUUCAGCGUUGUAUGUCUCUCUACACUGUGGUGCACUUAACUUGUGGAUUUUUUAUACUAAAAAUGUAGAAUAAAGACUAUUUUGAAGAUUUGAAUAAAGUGAUGAAGUUGCAUUACACCUCA
Sorex fumeus (smoky shrew) is the source of this 1862-nucleotide messenger RNA. It is a transcript of the gene DAZAP2, whose product is annotated as DAZ associated protein 2. The record is from RefSeq and is a predicted model, not a curated record. Bases 137 to 760 code for a protein of 207 amino acids. The transcript has 4 exons. NCBI's taxonomy places the organism in Eukaryota, Metazoa, Chordata, Mammalia, Eulipotyphla, Soricidae.